AACCACCUCAACAUGUCCCCUCAUGAGUCAUGACUCAAUUGUUCUCCAGUAGCUUCGGCUCCGAGCCAGAAUUCAUUCCCGUUACACCGAACCAAAAUUCAAAAUCUCUCCCCCCAAAAGUCCCCAAAAGGGCAAAAUGCUCAAAGAAGGAUUGUACCCACACCUCUCUAUUUUUGAAACAGACUAAAAAUGGUGUCCAAGUCCCUCAAAAGAAGCCCCACGAAAUCCAUGAAGGAUCCGAGGAGCCACCGCCCCCGCCCCCGCCCCCGCCGCUGCAACAAGAGGAAAUCUCCGGUCAAAACCACCUCUUCCAUCAUCUCAACCAUCAACAAAACUAUCUUCACUUGCAAGCGCCGCCUCUCCAAGCUUUUCUCUAAAUUGGCCCGCAUUAGCACCCCAAAUAGCCGCUACAAAGACUACAAAAUCUUGAAAACUGGGUCCAAAUAUCAUGACCUAGAAGUUGAGAAGGAUACCGUUUGUAGGGCGCUCUUCUUCAACGAACGGUUACCUCCCUUGAUUUCUCCUGAUAAGAGGACUGUUUUUCUUGAUCUUGAUGAGACCUUAGUGCAUUCUAAAGCAGGCCCACCACCCCAAGAGUUUGAUUUUGUUGUGAGGCCCAAGAUUGAUGGAGAGAUGAUGAUUUUUUACGUGUUGAAGCGACCGGGAGUUGAUGCUUUCUUGGAGGCUUUGGGGACUAAAUACGAGGUCGUGGUGUUCACCGCCGGGUUAAAGGAAUACGCUACGCUGGUUCUUGAUAGGAUUGAUCCAAAGGGGGUGAUUUCGCACCGGCUUUAUCGGGAUUCUUGCAAGCAAGUUGAUGGGAAGUUUGUCAAGGACUUGUCUGAAAUGGGGAGGGACUUGAAGAGGGUGGUAAUUGUUGAUGAUAAUCCUAGUUGCUACAUUUAUCAGCCUGAAAAUGCAAUUCCAGUGAAGCCCUUUCUUGAUGAUCUUGGAGAUUUAGAGUUGGGGAAGCUGGCUACUUUCUUUGACAGGUGUGAUUGUUUUGAGGAUAUGAGGGAUGCUGUGAAGGAGUAUGUUGGUGGUGAAGGAGGCGUGGAGGUACAAGUGGAAGUCUAAUUUAUUUUCUCACUCUGCUUCCGUUGUUCUCUCUCUCUCUCUCUCCCUCUCUUUGUCAUAGGUUUCUUUUCAUGAAAUUAGUUGCGUUGAACACAAAAUUGUUCAAUCCCAAUUGAGAAAAGCAACUUGUAGCUUAAUUA
This is a messenger RNA of Populus nigra (black poplar), 1217 nucleotides long. RefSeq lists its product as uncharacterized. The coding region runs from base 190 to 1077 and encodes 295 amino acids. NCBI's taxonomy places the organism in Eukaryota, Viridiplantae, Streptophyta, Magnoliopsida, Malpighiales, Salicaceae. The record is from RefSeq and is a predicted model, not a curated record. The transcript has a single exon. Gene Ontology annotation, molecular function: phosphoprotein phosphatase activity.